AUGAAGUUGUCGAUGACUGUGGUUUUGUUUUUGGCCGUAACCGUGACGCCUAGCAAUCAGGAAAACAUGCCAGGUGCCCCGUUGCUUCAGGAUCCGGAUGGAGAGAGCGCCACGGCGAAAGCCUGCUUGGCAACGAGGAAACUGAACUCGGACCAUUCCGAUGAUAAUUUCCACGCCCUCGCUAAAGUCAAGAACUUCACAACGCAAGUGGUAAACGGAGUUUACUAUAAUUUGGACUUUUACGUCGUCGAAACGUCCUGCAUAGCCGGUGAGGUGGCAGGUAAAUUGGUUGGUGAAGAAAAAUGUGCCACCAAAACUCCCAUCGUAAUGAAGUUGUGUUCAGCGUCGAUUUUCUCGAAGCCUUGGGACAAUAUCAACAAUCAGGUGCAGGAGGUGAAGUGCCGAAAAAUUCAUCAGAGGCAGCAUCCGGAGAAUUGGAGCCGCGUGACGUGCAAGGCGAAAUAA
Molecule: messenger RNA, 465 nt
Organism: Soboliphyme baturini
Lineage: Eukaryota; Metazoa; Nematoda; Enoplea; Dioctophymatida; Soboliphymatidae
Source: the annotation of a GenBank genome assembly